CUUGAGGUUCUGGCUGGAUCCGCCUAGAGCUGUGUUUGUCGUUUGUUCACAGACUCAGGGAAAUCUUACUCAAAACUAGACUGUGUCUUUGUUCUUGUUUUGCCAUGUCUGAUGCCACAAGUGUAUAAUGAGUUGUCUCAUUCUCGUUGUAUCGGUUGGAAACACUGGUCGUAAUGGCCGUCGACAAAUAUUCGCUGGUACACAUACAAGAGAAGGCUGUUCACGUGCCUUUACCACCUUCUUACAUCGGAUCUCGAAAUCGGGGUGUGCGCCAACUACUUGACAGCUGGAAAGGACAAUACGUGCAAAGGCUGCAUGGGAUACUGUUGCGCUACGAGAGGCUUCGUUUCCAGCACCGUUCAAGCGCCAUCAUCGACGAUCAGCCUUACGUGCACGAUGAUGUGGUUGCAGAUUUUUACGUCUUCACCCCCGAAGUGGGCAGCAUCGUUCGGGGAUGCAUUAACAGGAUGACAAAAAGCCACCUGGGUUGCCUCAUUCACGGCUCCAUCAACGGCUCCAUUCCCUACAAUCCCCAACUUGUGCCGUACUUGCGCGUGGGACAGGAAGUCCUGUGCAAAAUCCAGUUAGUGUAUAUGCACAAAAACCAUACUCUCAGGCUUGGCGCGACCAUCGACCGCCAAUGCGUGCAGUUAAUGUUGGAGAGUGGCAUUGCAUGUCCUCCUGAUUGGAGUGAUGGAGUGCUGAGUGAAGACCAAGAGCAGGGCUGGCUUGAGUGCGAAGCAGCAGAAAAAUCCAAGAAAGGGAAAAAGAAUAUGGAUCCUUACGACUCUGAUGAGACAGUGGCCCUUGAACCCCUCAACGAGGAGCGUCAAACAGAGAAAAGAAAUGCGUCUCACAAGAAGCACAAAAGACAGCAUGUUAAAAGCGUCCGCUCAUAACCAGAAAUAAAACGCACAUCUUACAAACA
Messenger RNA from Ornithodoros turicata, 928 nucleotides. It is a transcript of the gene Polr1F, whose product is annotated as DNA-directed RNA polymerase I subunit RPA43-like. NCBI's taxonomy places the organism in Eukaryota, Metazoa, Arthropoda, Arachnida, Ixodida, Argasidae. The coding region runs from base 174 to 899 and encodes 241 amino acids. Gene Ontology annotation, biological process: DNA-templated transcription initiation. Gene Ontology annotation, cellular component: RNA polymerase I complex. The record is from RefSeq and is a predicted model, not a curated record. The transcript is spliced from 5 exons.